Helianthus annuus (common sunflower) is the source of this 1149-nucleotide messenger RNA. RefSeq lists its product as uncharacterized. The transcript has a single exon. The record is from RefSeq and is a predicted model, not a curated record. The coding region runs from base 1 to 1149 and encodes 382 amino acids. Lineage: Eukaryota; Viridiplantae; Streptophyta; Magnoliopsida; Asterales; Asteraceae.
AUGGAGUCGGUCGAUUCCGUUGGUAGAUCGGGAGGGUUACUCUCUAUUUGGGAUCCUGACAUCUUUUCGGUCGUUUCGGUGAUUAAGAAUCAAAGAUUUUUUAUUUGCUCUGGCUUUAUCACCGGUGUCGAUGAUCGUGUGCAUAUCAUGAAUGUGCAUGCCCCCAAUGACCCGGCUCGGAGGAGGAUCCUAUGGGAGGAAAUUAAGGGUUUAGUUUUGAAUCAAUGUGGUCUUUGGUUAUUACUUGGAGAUUUCAAUGACGUCAGAGAUGAAGAUGAAAGAGUUAAUUCCCGUUUUGACAGAGCCUCCUCGGAAGCAUUCAACGGUUUCAUAUCCGCUGCCGGCCUCUUGGAAUACUCGAUGACUGGAGGUAAUUUUACCUUUAUUUCUGGUCAUAGUGAAGUCAAAUUGAGUAAAUUAGAUAGGUGUCUUGUAAAUGAUGAAUUUUUAAGCCGUUGGCCUAAUGCGAAGUUACAAGUCCAUAAUAAAGGUCUCUCCGAUCAUUGUCCGAUAUCUCUUUCGUGUGCUUCGGAUGACUUCGGUCCGAUACCCUUUAAAUUCUUUAACUCGUGGAUUGGAGAUAGGAAGCUGGUGGAUAUUGUUGAUAGUGCCUUGAAUGCGGAGAUGGUGUUGGGGCCUAUGGAUGUGAAAUUGGCCAAUAUCCUCAAACCUAUUAAGAAGAGUAUCAAACUGUGGAGAGGAGAAGUCAAAUCUAAUGAGAAUAAAGUUAUUAUUGAAUUGGAAGAAGCUAUUAAAGGAAUUGAGUUAAAAGCCUGUAAUGGGCCGAUUUCAGCGGAAGAAAAGAGAAAAAGAAUUGAGAUGCGGGUUAUCUUAAAUCGUUUGGAAGCAGAUAAGUCCAAAGAUUUGCAGCAAAAGGCCCGUGUCAAGUGGAUCAAAUUUGGAGAUGCUAAUAGCGAGUUUUUUCACAAGGCUAUCAGGAUUAAUGCGGCCAAAAACAGAAUUCAAGGGUUGGUUUUUCAUAACAGGUUGAUCUCUGAUCCGGUGGAACUGAAAGAUGAGAUUAGGAUGUGGUUCAAAAAGCACUUCGCUGAGCCGAUAAGACGAAGACCGGAGUUUGAUAAAAGUGGCCUGCCUUCUCUUUCGGAUCAGCAUGGUUCGAUGCUUUGCGAACCUUUCUCGGUGAAAUAA